GUCUAAUACAGCCGAAAAGGAACAAAAUAAGAGUGUAAUCUGUAUAGGCUUGUAGUAAAUUGAUACGUUGAUCCAGCUUUGAGCUGCUACGUUUCUUUAAUAUAGUGCUGGUUAAAAUGUGUUUUGGUGAACAGCAAUGGUAGGGUGCUUACGUGUCCUAUAAAGUACCUCGUAAAAUAAGGCCUCCAAAAACAUACUGUAUCGUUUUGGAUAACCGAGAAGGGGUUUUUCACAGCAGCAGUAGGUUGAGUUACUGUAAAAGAUGUUUUCCAUUCAGUCAUUCAUAUUUUCUGUCUCGCAGAUAACAGAUCUAAGUCAUAUCUUGAUCAUGCUUAGCUUUAAAACUAGAGGUUGUUAUAGAGGAGCGGGUGAGUAUUUAAUGACCAAAGGGAUUGAUUUAUCCUUUAUUGUUCAGCCUUUAUGAUCACGUGUGUCUGCUACCCAAUGGCAUGGCAGCCUGUCUCCCCAUUACUAGCCCACUGUAGUUCUCAGUGGGGCCAAGUUGCUACUUGAUUUCUCCACAUUGUUAUUUUGUGAGGCUGGGUUUACUGCGUGUGUAUGUGUGUGUUUGGUGUGUGUGUGCGCCGUUUUUACUUUUGCAUGUAUCUGUUGUACGACUGCGUACAUGUGAACGUAUAAUUUUUCUGCCAUGUCGACAUCCGGAACACUGACUAGUUACUACGUCGAUUCCCUCAUUCUGCCCGAGAGCGAGGAGCUCUCUGUGCCGAGAUACCCCUCCGGUCCCGGGCUCCAGCACUCCAGGCAGCCCGCCUCCAUCAGCGACCACAGCGAGCUUGGAACCUGCACCUUCCCGUCCAAACCUCCGGUAUUCGGGCCGUCAUGGAGCCACGUCCCUGCUCAGUUCCCGGGCACCGUCUCGUCUGUAUAUCAUCACCACUAUGGGCAUCCCCAAGGCCCGGUCGGUGCAGAUACAGAUGGUCGCUAUCAGUCGUGGCUGCUGGAGCCCAUGUCUGGUUCCCUGCCCAUGGCCGGAUUACCGACGACCCAUCACUACGGAAUCAAACCGGAGGGUCUGGGGACGCGAGCUGACGGCGCGCUGCCCGGCUCUCACACGGCGCUGCUGCUCUCCGAUUACGCCAACGGGACUGUGGCGACGGCAUCACCGGUGGAGAAGGACGCACUGUCCGGCCAGGCAGGGGACAUAAGCGGUGAAGGUGAAGAGAAACCGGGCCUCGAUCCAAAUAACCCAGUGUCCAACUGGCUCCACGCGAGUGCCACGAGAAAAAAGCGCUGUCCGUACACCAAGCACCAGAUCCUGGAGCUGGAGAAAGAGUUCCUCUUUAACACCUACCUGACCAGGGACCGUAGGUACGAGGUGGCGAGGCUGCUAAACCUCACCGAGAGACAGGUUAAAAUCUGGUUCCAGAACCGCAGGAUGAAGAUGAAGAAGUUUAAUAAAGACGGCGCACAGAAAGAGAGUGACUGAACCGUAGAUCCACAGUAUUUAGGCUGUUAGCGAGCUUUGUGUGUGGAAGCUCUUAACUCUGCUGGACCUUGUUUUUAAACUUCAUUGUCUUAUUGUUCUAUAUAACAGAAGCUAUUAGGCUUAUUUGUCUUGUAAAAAAAAGCAUGUUGGGCUUCAGUUUGAUGCGACUACCUUUAUAUUGCACAAUUUUAACGGUGCCCACUCGUUUUGUAUUUGUUCUUUUUUUCUUAUGUUGAUUUGAAUUAAUACCUCGUUAAAAGUGUAUUAGUUGGCCUGGUCCCUGUGCUUGUUUGUGUAUGGAUGUUUCUAGCUGUGUGUGUGUCCUGGUUUUGUAGCUAUAUUUGUUGUCUAUCUCAGAGUCACCUGAGCGUAUAGUUUGUAAAAUGUAUUAAUUUUUAUUGUUGUUUCUCCCUUCCUGCUUAGAACUAUGACUGAUGACCAUGAGUUUGAAUCUAACAUUGGAGCCGUAGAACACAGGCUGGUCGCAUUUUGAAGUAGGUGCAUAAACCUCAGAAACCUCUUGAAAAUGCUCAAACAGUAGGCCCUAAAUUAUAUUAUAGAAGCUAUAUUACAUGACACGAUUGACUACCUAUGUCUUUCAACUACCUACAAUAACCUUUGUCUCCGAUGGCGGAUUACAGUAGAUUUGCUUGCAUUAGAUGCUAUGAAUUUCAGGGAGUAACAUUACAUAUUGUUUGUUAGUGAGAGAAAAUUAAAUAAAAAAACACUGUAGGCUACUUAUUGAAUACCUCACGGUCUGCUGACCGUCUGACUUUUGGUUCACAAAUGUAAUUUGUACUUUAUUUAUUAAAUAAAACAAAUUAUAUCUGCGAAUGCAUGCACGUCAUACUCUUA
Molecule: messenger RNA, 2302 nt
Organism: Epinephelus moara (kelp grouper)
Lineage: Eukaryota; Metazoa; Chordata; Actinopteri; Perciformes; Serranidae
Gene: hoxa9a
Product: homeobox A9a
Exons: 2
Coding region: 650-1447 (265 amino acids)
Biological process (GO): embryonic skeletal system morphogenesis; anterior/posterior pattern specification; DNA-templated transcription
Cellular component (GO): nucleus
Molecular function (GO): RNA polymerase II cis-regulatory region sequence-specific DNA binding; DNA-binding transcription factor activity, RNA polymerase II-specific
Source: RefSeq, a predicted model, not a curated record